Rhopalosiphum padi (bird cherry-oat aphid) is the source of this 5209-nucleotide messenger RNA. Its product is annotated as protein PFF0380w-like. Lineage: Eukaryota; Metazoa; Arthropoda; Insecta; Hemiptera; Aphididae. The coding region runs from base 643 to 4707 and encodes 1354 amino acids. Gene Ontology annotation, molecular function: DNA-binding transcription factor activity, RNA polymerase II-specific; RNA polymerase II cis-regulatory region sequence-specific DNA binding. The transcript is spliced from 9 exons. The record is from RefSeq and is a predicted model, not a curated record. Gene Ontology annotation, biological process: regulation of transcription by RNA polymerase II. Gene Ontology annotation, cellular component: nucleus.
GUAAUCAGCAACAGUUAGUAGAGAUAGGGCCCUAUUUUAGUAUUGCUCCAGCAUUAAGUAGUCAUUGGUUAUGGUUUUUGUAAAAAUAAGACUAUAUCUAUAAGUCCGACCCUUAGGUUUUGACAGGAAAUUCAACGUCUAAUGAUUUAGACCGUGUGCGUGCUCGAAAUUCGAAUUUCAAAUGAUUGUAAGUUGUCAGUUUGUCACCUGAUGCUCUGAUCUAUUUUCGUUAUAACUUGAUACACGAUUUAUGUCUAGUUCUUCAACUCCUUCAAUGGUUGAGUAUUGGAAUUUUUUAAAAUCAUCCAAGUUCAUCAUUUUUUUUUUAUAUAGUUUCAUUAUUUCAUAUUCCUAAGCAAAAUAUUAUUUGGAGUAUUUUGGUCUAUAAAAAUCAAAUUUUGGACAAAUAAACGGAGAAGUGAAUCAACUUUUUGCGAGGUAAAAAGAAAUAACGAUUAUUUAAUUGUUACGAAGAAAAUUAUAAAUUUAAAAUGGAAUAUACUAAUCAAAUAAUGAAGCACUGAAAUAUAAUAUCCAAGUUAUGAAAAUGUAACAAAAUAUUAAUGGUAAUAUUGAUUAUAUGAAUGAAUUUAAAGACUUUAAUAUUUUUAUAAAUGUUAUAAAGGUAAACAAAAACCAAAAAUGCAAAAAAAAGUUAAAUUUAUAGAAUUAAAAAAAAUUAACAAUAGUAAUGAUGUACAUAAUGAAAGUUUUGAAAACAAAAAUCCUAAAAAGAAAAAACAUGGUCAAAUUUCAACAGUGUUGAAUACUCAUACAAAAGAAAACACUUGUGAAAAAGAUAUUGAACAAAAUAUUCAUGGUUUUAGUGAGAUUCUGAGUACUAAAAAGAAGUCUAUUAAUGCUUCAGAAAAUAUGUCUAAGAAAUAUAAUUAUUGCAUACAUAACGAAAUUGAUGAAAUGAAAAAUUUAAGUAAAAAAAAGAAAUAUAUUAAAAGCUUAAAUUUAAUAGAAAGUAAUAGUAAUAAUUAUGCCAGAAACAAAAUGUUUGAAAAAACUAAUGAAGAAUUUAAUGAACAAAAUAUUAUUGGUUCUGAUUCAAGAAACAAUGUAAGCCAAAAAAAAAAAUCUGAAAUAAAUGCUUUAGCAGAUAAUAAUUGUAGCGUAGAUAAUGAGAACAUUCAAAUUAAAAAACCUAAAAAGAAGAAUAAGUAUGUUAAAGGUUUAAAUUCUAAAGAAUUAAAUUCCUAUCAUGAUAUUGAAAACAAAACAUGUGAAGAAGUUUGUGAACAAAAUAUUAAUGAUACUGAUUCCUGGGAAAAUUUAAACCAAACAAUAAAGUCUGAAUUAAAUACUAUAGCAAAUAUUUCCCUGGAAAAUAAUUUUAAAAUAGAUAAUGAUAAUGUCACCACUAAAAAACUAAAAAAAAAGAAAAAGCACAAUAAAAGUUUAAAUUUGAUAGAAUUAAGUACCAAUAAUGAUACAGAAAUCGAAUCAUUUGGAGUAAGUUGUGAAGAAUUUAAUUAUCAAAGUAAAAAUGAUUCUAGUUUCACUGAAAACAUAAGUCAAAAAACAAACCCUUCACCAGAUAUUUCAUUGAAAAAUAAUUCUAGCAUAGAUAAUGAGAACAUUGAAACUAAGAAACUAAAAAAAAAGAAAAAACACAAUAAAAGUUUAAAUUUGAUAGAAUUAAGUACCAAUAAUGAUACAGAAAUCGAAUCAUUUGGAGUAAGUUGUGAAGAAUUUAAUUAUCAAAGUAAAAAUGAUUCUAGUUUCACUGAAAACAUAAGUCAAAAAACAAACCCUUCACCAGAUAUUUCAUUGAAAAAUAAUUCUAGCAUAGAUAAUGAGAACAUUGAAACUAAGAAACUAAAAAAAAAGAAAAAGCACAAUAAAAGUUUAAAUUUGAUAGAAUUAAGUACCAAUAAUGAUACAGAAAUCAAAUCAUUUGGAGUAAGUCGUGAAGAAUUUAAUUAUCAAAGUAAAAAUGAUUCUAGUUUCACUGAAAAUAUAAGCCAAAAAACAAACCCUUCACCAGAUAUUUCAUUGAAAAAUAAUUCUAGCAUAGAUAAUGAGAACAUUGAAACUAAGAAACUAAAAAAAAAGAAAAAGCACAAUAAAAGUUUAAAUUUGAUAGAAUUAAGUACCAAUAAUGAUACAGAAAUUGAAGCAUUUGAAAAAACUUGCGAAGAAGUCAAUGAACAGAGUAUUAAUGAUUCUUAUUAUUGGAAAAAUAAAAGCCUAAAAAAAAAGAACGAAAUGAAUGCUUUAGCAGAUAUUGAAAAUGUUCCAACAAAAAAACGUAGAAAGAAGAAAAAUCAAGACACAGAAAACACAACAUUAGAAGUAGUUAGUGAACAAAAUAUUGAUGAUUCUGAGUUUAUGGAAAAUUUAAAUCAAACAAUUAAGUCUGAAAUAAAUACUUCAUCAGAUUUUUCAUUGUUAAAUAAUUGUAACCUGGAAAAUGAAAAUGUUCAACCUAAAACCCUUAAAAGAAAGAAAAAACAUAAUGAAAGUUUGAAUUUAUUAGAAUUAAGUAUCAAUAAUGAUAUAAAAAACAAACCAUUUAAAAAAACUUGCGAAGAAGUCAAUAAACAAAGUUUUAAUGAUUCUAAUUUCAGAAAAAGUAUAAGCCAAAAAAUUAAUUGUUCUUCAGAUAUUCCAUUGGAGAAUAAUUUUAGCGCAGAUAUUGAGAAUGUUGAUACUAAGACACUUAAAAUAAAGAAAAAGCACAAUAAAAGUUUAAAUUUGAUAGAAUUAAGUACCAAUAAUAAUACCGAAAUUGAAGCAUUUGAAAAAACUUGGGAAGAAAACAAUGAACAAAGUAUUAAUGAUUCUUAUUAUUGGAAAAAUAAAAGCCAAAAAAGAAAAAAUGAAAUAAAUGCUUUAGCAGAUAUUGAAAAUGUUCCAACAAAAAAACGUAAAAAGAAGAAAAAUCAAGACACAGAAUACACAACAUUAGAAGUAGUUAGUGAACAAAAUAUUGAUGAUUCUAAGCUUAUGGACAAUUUAAACCAAACAAUUAAGUCUGAAAUAAAUACUUCAUCAGAUAUUUCAUUGUUAAAUAAUUGUAGCCUGGAAAAUGAGAAUGUUCGAACUAAAACACUUAAAAGAAAGAAAAAGCAUAAUGAAAAUUUAAAUCCAUUAGAAUUUAGUACUAAUAAUAAUAGAGAAAUCGAUACAAUCAAAAGAAUUACCCUGAGAUCUGAUGAAAAAAUUUUAGAUAGUGAUAUAAAUAUUCCUAUGUGUAAUAGUAAAAAAUCUAAAAUACAUAUUGUAAGUACAUCAGACAUAAUAAAAGCUACUGAUUACAAUUAUAGUGUGACAAAAAAUAAAAAUAAUGUGUCUAUGACUUCAGAAAAAUAUAAUAAUAUAACUGACCAAAAAAUAUCUCAAAACAAUUGUAAUCUAAAAACUCUGUUAAAAUCCAUGGAAUCCAAUAAUUUUGAAGACGCAACAGACUCUUCAACUAAAAUUGAAUCCAAAUUUAAUUUAAUGACAUAUCUAAAAAAUAAAGACCCUUCAAUAAGAAAUCAUCCUAAAUAUAAACAAAUAAUUGAAAUUUUGUCAAAGAAAAUCAAGAAUGCUUUAAAUAAAAGUCAUCAAAUCACAGAUUCUGACGUUGUAUUGCUGAAAACAGUUGGGAGCAUUAUUUUGGAAAAAAUUGUUGAAAAAAUGAAUUUUGCACAGGAUAUAAAUGAUUUAGAAAUUACAUUACCAAUUGAAUGUAAUGAAAAUAAACUUCAUUUUAUUGAGACUACUUUAAGUAGACCUCCAUGCAAAGAAAAAAUGAAUAUUAUAAAGAAACUCAAUCCUCAGGUCAAACUAAGAGUAUUUAAUUCAGAAGAAGACAAUAUGAUUCGUGAAUAUUGGUCAAAAUUUCAAAAGGAAUAUAAUAUUUCAAAUAUUCUACCAUUCAUAUCUAAUGGUUUGGAAAUGGCUUUAAAUAAAUCAGUAAGAUUCCAAUUUAUUCGUUAUAUAUCGGCAGGACUUCCAAAUCGAUUAUUAAGUUCGGUUUAUAAUAGAUUCAAUAUUCUGUUCAAUGAAUAUCAAGAUAAAACACGUUUUAGUGAAGAAGAAGACCAAUUAAUUAUGAAAGUAGAAAAAUGUGAUGCAAUUAGUAACAAAUUUUCAGUAUUAAGCUUAAUUCUAAAUAGAUCUAGAUUACAACUUUACAGAAGACAUGGAGUUUUAAAAAAUCAGUAUGAAAAAUGUAAAAAAAUUUUUUGGGAUGAUCAAAAGCGUCAAGAACUAUUUACAAAUAUUCUAUUAGAAACAAACACAGAUAACUGGAAAGAUUUAAAAAAUCUAACAUUAAAAAAAAAUACAUUAAUUAAAAUUGCAAAAAACCUUGGUGAUGAUGUAACUUAUACAAAAGUUAGAAAUCAAUGGAAUUAUUUAUAUACCAUGUUAUUUUGUGAAAAGCCUAUUAAAAUGUUAACUUUAAGAUUAAAUAUAUUGGAGUUAUUAGAACAACAAAAUCCUAAACAUUUUUCGGAUGUGGAUUGGAAAGAAAUAACCAAUCAACUAUAUCCAGGUGCAAAUAGUAAACUUAUUUGUUCUUUUUUUCAUUCUUGGUAUGAUAAGAUAGUUCCAUCAGAUAUUAAAAAAAGUAUUAAAGAUACUUUGUUUUACUUAAGAAAACAUAAAGUAGAAAAAAUAAGAAAAGAAAUUUCUGAACGUGGUGAAAGAGAAUUUCCUAGACGUACAGUUCAAGAUUAUGAUUUAUUAGUUAAUAAUAAUGAAUAAAUAAUAAUUAAUCAAUAUAUAAGUACUUAUAUAACAUUACUGCAACGGCAUUACUUAAUUUGUAACGUGUUACGUAAUUUCAUUAGAAUUAUUUCCAAAGAACAAAGAUGUAAUGGAAAAUUACUUUCUUAGUAAUUUCUUUAACAUAACGCAUUACAGUCUCGAAUUAUUUACUACCUAUUGCAAUAUUGUGAAUUAAUAAAACAAAAACUUUUAAAAUGAUGUCUAUAAAGCGGAUAUUACUGUAUUAGGUAUACCAAUUUAAUAUUUAAAUAUUUAAUUUUAACUCACCACCAUGGUUUUGACAUGUAAGCGUAAAUCAAGAUAACAGUGAAUUAAAUUUAUUAUUUAAUUUAAUUCCUCUAAAUAUAUACUUACUUCCUACAUAGAAUGUUUCAAUGAAUAUCUUUAGCAUGGACCUAACUCUAUACCUAUUAUCUCAACACUAUUAACACUUAGCUAGUAGUCAUAUAAAUGCAGUAAAUACAAUUUAUUUUUAUUA